CACACACAUGCACAUGCACCUGCUCUGGCCCCAUGUUAGAGAUUGUGCAAGUGCCAUGAUGGGUUAGGGUACAUAACUCUGAAUGCCAUGGAUUUACUCAUAGUCCUCAUCAGCGUGUGGAUACAGGUGGGCUGCGUGCCAGGGAUACACCACGAGGAUGGAGCUGGUGCUUACCUGCCAGCGAAAGAUGUUUUGCUCUUGAAGGAUGAGGAGGAUCCUAAAUGUUUCAGCCGGACACAACAUGACUUCACCUGCUUUUUUGAGACCAAAGACGACGGGAUUUACAAUUUCUCCUACAAGAUCGAAGAUGAGCCUGAAGAGAAGAGUUGCAGUUUGUCUGUGCAGAGAACAGAGGAGGAAACUUUCCUCCACAUCUGCACAUUCCCUAGUGAUGAUGUUUUCUUGUACAUCCUCAUACAUCUUAAAGUGGCCGAGUCCAGCACCAACACCACCCUGUUCACACGCAGCGUGAGCGUGGAAGACCAGUUUCUCCUGGACGCCCCUGUUGAUGUGUCUCUGCACAACACUGACCAGGCAGGGGAGCUGCAGGCCACCUGGAGCAUCCAGACGAAGUGGGAAACCCAGGUUGUUUACAUGAUACGAUACUCCUCCAGGAGGCUGGUGGAGCGGACAAAAAAGGGAGAGAAGAAAGACAUCAGCAGACUGGUUUCUCUGGUGCCUGGGGAGUUGCUUCACUUCCAGAUCAGAGUCAAACACCACCUCAGUAAAAAAUGGAGCCACUGGACUGACCCUGUGCGUGCAAUGGUGCCCCAAAGUGCAGAUGACAUCUCGCUUUUGUGCUACACGUCUGACCUGCGAAGUGUCACCUGUGAGUGGAAUGAGAACACCUAUGGGCGGUUUACCUACAAGCUCUUCUACAAGACGAGCCCCAGCCGAGCUACGGACUGGACCGAGUGUGUGUCUGAUGGGAAUUUGACUGGCCUCUGCCGUUUCCAUGGCGAUGAGUCCAGGGAAGUUCAGGUGAAGCUGAGCAACGGUUCGACUCCGUUCAGCCGAACUUUCUACAGCCAGCCCUUCAGUGUGAACAGCAGCAUCAAACCAUCUCCACCAGGGCAUCUGACAGGAAAGCUGCAGAGGGGCAGGCUGUGCUUGACAUGGGACGCCCCUCCUCUGCCUCUGUUGGCCCACCUGCAGUACCAGGUGUCCUACCAGCCCAGACAGGAUGCAGACUGGGCGACGGUGUUCCUGACAGGUCCAGAGGCUGCCACGUGUCUAGAGGUGCCAACAGGAUGCCGGUACAGAGCUCAGGUCCGAGCCAAGCCCAACGGGGCCGGCUACUCAGGCCACUGGAGUGACUGGUCACAGGAAAUCACCGGAGACAUCCCCACUGAUACAAAUGCUUUUCUCAUCCUGUGCAUCCCUGUCUUGCUGUUGAUUGUGACUAUUGUCUUCAUCUCGAUGUACUUCAGUAAGCUCAAGAGGUACUUUUGGCCACCAGUUCCCAACCUUGACAAAGUCCUUCAAGGAUUUCUGACAGAAAUCAACAGGAAAACAUUGGAUCCCAUAUUCACAGCAAAGCAGUUCUAUGAUGAAACCCCAGCGUCUGUGGUGGUGGUGGUGGUGAAGUCUGAGGAUGAGGCCUCAGGACCGGGGAGUCCACUUGUGGAAUCAGACCGGCUCUUGUCAGCAGCACAAGGCUCCUCGGGCGGGGAGCAGGUGGAUGGGAGCCCUGAGGAGGUCAGCCCAGACUAUGUGACACUGAGCACCGAUAAUGUUGCUCGCUGUCCAAAAGGAAAUGAGUAUGUGUAUGAGCAGGCUGGCGAGUGUGGAGGUCUGGGAUUGACGGACAGAGUCAACCAAACAACCUGCCACUGCUCCUACACCGGUAAGUCGUUCAGUGUCCCAUCAUGCACCAGCAGUGACCACCUCAACCGCUCCUACUUGCCCCUGGCAGAGUCUGUGGACAAACUGCACUGCCAGGUUGCUGCCACUAGAGGGCCAGGCAAUCUCUAUGUCAAUUUCUAGAGUCCAACAAAGGCAAACAGCUAAAGGUGCAGGCAUACACAGUCACACCCAGUAUCAUAAGACCAAGUGAUAAAAUGUACAACAGUGUACUGUGGUGCACAUUUGAUUUCUGUGAAUGAUGCACCAUUUAUGCAUGAAAUGUAUGCAUUCAGUUGCAAAUAGAUGUAAUUUAUUCACCACCAAGUUUGAAAAUGUAUUGAUUUAAACAUAAAAGCUAAAGUUUUCCUUUUCUAAGGAGUAAAUAACAUGCCUUAAGUGAUCUGAAGAGUAAAGUGCACCA
Myripristis murdjan (pinecone soldierfish) is the source of this 2266-nucleotide messenger RNA. RefSeq names its product MPL proto-oncogene, thrombopoietin receptor (gene mpl). The coding region runs from base 88 to 1986 and encodes 632 amino acids. Gene Ontology annotation, cellular component: external side of plasma membrane. Gene Ontology annotation, biological process: cytokine-mediated signaling pathway. The record is from RefSeq and is a predicted model, not a curated record. The transcript is spliced from 12 exons. Gene Ontology annotation, molecular function: cytokine receptor activity; protein binding. Lineage: Eukaryota; Metazoa; Chordata; Actinopteri; Holocentriformes; Holocentridae.